This is a messenger RNA of Eimeria acervulina, 1152 nucleotides long. RefSeq names its product 3' exoribonuclease family, domain 1 containing protein, putative. The transcript is spliced from 2 exons. Gene Ontology annotation, cellular component: cytoplasmic exosome (RNase complex); nuclear exosome (RNase complex); nucleolus. Bases 1 to 1152 code for a protein of 383 amino acids. NCBI's taxonomy places the organism in Eukaryota, Apicomplexa, Conoidasida, Eucoccidiorida, Eimeriidae. The record is from RefSeq and is a predicted model, not a curated record. Gene Ontology annotation, biological process: poly(A)-dependent snoRNA 3'-end processing; U4 snRNA 3'-end processing; rRNA catabolic process.
AUGAUAGUAGACCCUCCUAGAGGUGCCCCCCAAGAUGGGGCCCCCCUAGAAGGGGGCCCCCAAGAGGGGGGCCCCCUAAUAGGGAUCCCCCAAGAGGGGGGCCCCCUAGAAGGGGGCCCCCAAGAGGAGGGGGGCCCCCUAGUCCUAGGGGGCCCCCCUGAAGGGGGCCCCCCUGAGGGGGAGAGUUUCUUUGGGUUGAGCACAGCACUGCGAGCCGAUGGUCGCCUCAGCGCGACGGCGUUGCGCCCAACUAAAAUUAAAUUGGGGCCCCUGAAGGGCCCCCAUGGCAGCGCUCGCUGCACACAAGGCCUCACGGUGGCUCUGGCCUCAAUUGUGGGGCCCCUGGAAGCGAGGGGGGCCCCCCCAACUGAAGCGGGUAUAACAGUAUCUGUGAGGACCUUAGCGCAGCAGGCAACGGGGCCCCGUAUGGAUGCUGCAGCAGCAGCAGCACGUGCUGCUGCUGCUGCAGGAGAGAGUUUAGGGGCGCAGCGGGAGGCAGCAGCAGCAGCAUAUGCUGCUGCAGGAGAGACGGGGGGGCCCCAGGGGCCCUCUUUUCUUCUAAAGAAAUCUUUAGAUUGGGGUAGAUGCCUCGAAUACCGUCUGCAUGAGUUGCUGCAGUCAGCUGUAUAUACACCUCAGUUCCCCCGCUGCACAAUUCAGGUUGUUGUGCUGCUGCUGCAGGAUGACGGCAGCAGAGAUGCUUGCUGCUGCAACGCUGCAUUUGCUGCUGCACUUCAUGCAGGCCUCCCUCUGCGCUGGAGAUGUUGGGCCUUGUGCUACGCUUCUCCUGCUGCUCCUAGGGGGCCCCCUGGGGGGGCCCCUGGGGGGGCACACGAAGAUACGGUGUAUCUGGACCCUACGAACGAGGAAGAAGCAGCAGCAGCAAAAGUAGAGUGUGUUAUUACUGACCCCACCACUGGGUAUUUGUGCGGGGCUUUCUCUUGCAUGCGUUUAGAGGGCCCCAGUCGGGCCAGCGCUGGGGGCCCCCCGGAGGCCUUAGGGGCUCGGGGGGUUCAGGGGGCCCCCAAGGGGGCCCUAAGGGGCCUCGCAACUGCAGCAGCACGAGUGCUUGAUGAAGGGGUGAGAAAUGAAGUAGCGGAGCUCCUUAGGGUCUCUACUGCUUCCUGGGGGCCCCCCAAGCCUAGCAGCUGA